Molecule: messenger RNA, 5219 nt
Organism: Sphaeramia orbicularis (orbiculate cardinalfish)
Lineage: Eukaryota; Metazoa; Chordata; Actinopteri; Kurtiformes; Apogonidae
Gene: rab3gap2
Product: RAB3 GTPase activating protein subunit 2 (non-catalytic)
Exons: 36
Coding region: 282-4424 (1380 amino acids)
Biological process (GO): regulation of GTPase activity
Source: RefSeq, a predicted model, not a curated record
UAUUAUGCUAACGAUGUGUCAUCAGCACUCCCGAGGGCUGCAAAUAUUGGAAAAUAUAACAAUACGAGCCCUGUGUUAGCAGCUAUUUAGGAGGCAGUUGGAUGCAAACAACAAACAUUGGUUUUGUGAAUUAGCUGUCAUAAGGUGAACGCGAAAGAAAGACUUGCAAAGCGACUCAAACUGCUAAGCUACGUUCGUCUUCAACGACUGGACUGUUAACGUUAGCAGGAAAGCUAACUGGACUGAAUCUGUUGCCUCGGUCCUGACGGGACGGGAGAGAUAUGUCCUGCAGCUUAUUGGAGUUUUGUCGGCUCCAAGAGCUCAAAACAGUCAGGGACUAUUUGUUCAAGAGCCAGAAAACCAAAGAACCUUCCGAGGAGAAGGAUCAAACAGAAAAUGAGCUAUCUUGGGACACCUCUGACUGGGAGGCAGCAUGGGAUACUGGAGAAAACAAAGAGGAGGAGGCCAAACCUGCUGCAAAAGAGGAGAGUGUUGGGCAAAGUGGACCCAGCUGGAUGCAGGACUGUGUGGUGUCCAUGUCGCCCUGCUCUGAUUUGUUAGUGGUGGCUCGAGAACACAAGGCUGUCUUUCUCUCAGCUAAAUGGCGAACAGAUGACAGUGGCAAGGAGGAGAUGACCUUGGCUGUGUCUUGGACUGGAACACUCAGUGCUGAUGAAGGAGAGUGUGUGAGCAGCUCCAUCUGUAUACCCUUGGCAAGCCAGAAGAGGAGCUCCACUGGUCGGCCUGACUGGACAUGUGUAGUUGUGGGCUUUACUUCUGGAUAUGUUCGCUUCUACACAGAGAAUGGGGUUCUGCUCCUGGCCCAGCUGCUCCAUGAGGACCCUGUAUUAAGGCUCAAGUGUCGCACAUAUGAGAUCCCUCGUCAUCCUGGAGUAACAGAGCAGCAUGAGGAGCUGAGUAUCCUCUACCCUGCGUCUCUGGUCACCAUCGAUGGCUUCAGCCUCUUUCAGUCUCUGCGCGCCUGCAGGAACCAAGUAGCAAGAGUGUAUGCCACACCCCAUUCAGCUGCAGCAGCAGGCAGUGAUGUGAUCCAGCCUCCUCCACUGGCCUAUAAGAAGUGGGGUCUUCAGGACAUGGACACUAUUGUGGAUCACAGCAGUGUGGGUAUUAUGACGCUGUGUGUAUUUGACCAGAUGAAGAAUGCCUCUAUUCUUGGAGGAUACAACUCUUCAGUCAAAGGCAGCCCCCCAGCUAUGGCCCAGUACGUCACUGUGGGAGGUGGACCGUUCACAGGCUUUUACUAUGCAGUAGAGGGAAGUUCCCAGCCUCUUCUGUCCCACGUGGCAAUGGCUGUGGCCAGUAAACUCACCUCGGCUCUCUUCAAUGCAGCAAGUGGAUGGUUAGGUUGGAAUAAACACAAGAAUGAAGAGGAGGCUCCUCAGAAACACAGGCCCAAGGUGGAGCCUGCAACACCUUUGGCGAUCAGAUUUGGUCUCCCAGACUCUCGUCGCCACGGUGAAUCCAUCUGUCUUUCUCCUUGCAACACACUGGCAGGGGUGACAGAUGACUUUGGAAGAGUUUCUCUGCUGGACCUGGCUAGAGGCAUCGCUAUUCGCAUGUGGAAAGGUUACCGAGAUGCUCAGCUGGGUUGGCUGCAGGUUCCAGAAGAGCGAAGCAUUCGGGAGUUCUCCCCUUCCGCUUCCCUCCCCAGACGUCAUGCUCUCUUCCUGGUCAUCUAUGCCCCACGUAGAGGAAUCCUAGAAGUGUGGGCAAUGCAGCAUGGGCCACGGGUUGGAGCCUUUAAUGUGGGCAAACACUGCAGGUUACUGUAUGCUGGAUACCGUCUAAUGGGGGUCAACAGUGUGACCAGUCAGGGCUGGCAGCUCCACACCCAGCAGGUGUGUCUUCUGGAUCCCACCACAGGAGCACUGAGGACUGUAAACGUCCCCUUCCACCUAGCCCUCAGUGACAAGAAGAGCGAACGAGCCAAAGACAUGCAUCUGUUGAGAAGACUGACGACUGUACUAAAGAGCAGAGAGGUCGAACCGGAUGUUUUGGAAAGUGAAGCCAAAAGCGUACUGCUGGAUAUCAAACACCCUGCCAUUAAAAAGCAGGCUUUGGAGUCACUGCUGUCCAAUAAGAAUGCUCCUGUUUCAUGUCUUACUAAUAUUACAUCGGCCUUAUACGACACUCUGAAAGACCAAGAUCCUGAGGAGGUGGACCCAGCAUUACUCCAGCUCUGCUCUUCACAGCUGAAACUGCUGCAGCUCUACUCUGACAUCCAGCAGCUACAUUCUGCUGCAGACGCAGAGCCCAGCUCUGACCCUCUGGACUCUUUUGCGGGUAUCGAGGAUGAACUGUCCCGUGUGCUUCCCACCUUGAACCGCUACACUCAACUCAACUCCAGACCCAGUGUUUCUUUUGCUCAGGACUCACCUGACUCACCUUUAAGUGCACAGGCCUUUCUCUCACAUAUCGAGUGCACCCCUGAAGGGGAGCUGAAGGUGACCCGCAAGUCUGAGACUGAAUGGACCCAGCUAGGGAACUUCCUGUUCUGGGGUUGCCUGUGUGGAAAAAGUUCACUACAUAAAGUUUGCGAUACACUACAGCAGGCUGGCAUCAGUCCACAGCAGCUGCUGUCUCUUUUGCUGAGCAUGUGGUUGCAAAGGGAGAAGGAGAUACUACAGAGGCCAGAGGAGACGGUUCGAAACCUACACACAUUACUUAUGGCCCUUAGCAACAUGAAAGGUGCAGUUGAGGACUCUUGGGACCCCCAGUCUAUUUCUCCCUGGUGGCAGCAGGUUCGCAAUACAUGCAUCCAGUCCCACAAUGCUGCAGCUGCUUUGUUGGCUGCCCUUGUCGCUCAUUGUGCCGCUAAGGCUAGCAUCACCAGCCGAGCUGACAGCAAGUUGCAGUCAGAGUGGGAGGCUGUGUCCCUGGAUCUAGAGCAGUGGGCGGUGUGUGUUCGUCAGCUGGAGGAUGUGCUGGUGCUGCAGACUCUACUACUCUUGCCUCCACCCCAGGGAUCAGCUGGAGGAGCUACAGCACAGUGCUCAAUCAAAAUGCUGCUGGAGGGAGGCACAGGUGGAGUUGCAGACAGUGUUUCCAAGUGGGUAUUCAGGCACAACUUAGUCCCAGAGCGGCUCAAGGAAAUUCUCCAGAAAAAAGAAGAUAAGGAUUCAGAUGACAAAACAGAGCCAAGACAAGGAGGAACAGAAAAGGAGAAAGAGAAACAAGAGGACAAUGACAAGAUGGCAGAAAUGUUGAUGGCAGUCCGCCAGCGCUUCCCAAACUCCCUUUCUCCUGACCUACUCUUCGCCCACUGCUGUUGGGAGUAUGUGGUGCAGUGGAACAAAGACCCCGAGGAGGGCGGGUACUUGUGCUUGGCUGUGGAACAUCUGAAGCAGGUCUCCAGUGCUCAUAUCCAACUAGGUAUUUCUACAAUGAUGUGGAGUACUUUCAUUGUCAAGCGUUUUUCUGCUGCUGCCUUCCUGAUGGAAAAAGUGGGGAAAGCACCCAAAGAUCGGUUAUGUCGACGUGAUGUUGGGAUGGGAGACAAGGCUGUAACGUCUUUCCUGGGCUGCUGUGUCCAGCUGCUGCAGAUCCUCAUGGAGGCGGACUCUGCGGUGGAGGAAGUUACCCCUCCUGAAAUCUCUGUGGACGAGGUGUGGUGUGGGGCAGAGGGUCCAGCCUCGAUAGCUGAACUGGCCCUGGAGCAAAGAGGUGUGCACUACCCACUGGUCCAGCACCACUGUCUGCUGGCCUCCCUGCUGCACGCUGCUAUGAUGUUUAGCCUGAAGGUGAAGCCACUUAGUCUGUUUGACAGCAAGGGUAAGAAUGCGUUCUUCAGGGAUCUGACGACCAUCCAGCUGAUGCCCAGUGGAGAUAUGGAUCCAGGAGUGGUCGCUUUACGGCAAGAAUUCCUCCUGCGGGUCCUGACCGGCUGGGUCCAGGCUAUAGAUACCCCUUCCAGCUCAACUUCUGGUUCUGGUUCCGUCCCUCUACCCUCCAAUGGUCCUACAGCAGACUGGUGGCCCUCGUUGUGUCUGGACCUGGGCUCCCUGCUGCAGGUCAACCCUGACAUCCUGCGCCGGCACCUCGUCUGUGAGCUCUACAACCAGGGUCUCGACCUCCGUGCCGAAGAAGUGAUGUUAGAGGUGGAGGAUAAGGACGUCCUGGGCUCUCAGCUGCUGGUGCUGACGGGUCAGAGACUGAGCUACUCCCUUCUCCACAGUCAGAGCCAGACCCAGCCCGCCAUGGAGCUGCUGGCCCGUCUGCCUCCCACCCUCUGCACAUGGCUCAAGGCGAUGGACCCCAGUGAGCUGCGAUGCCCCCUCGUCCCCCUGACCCAGACCAGCAGGCUGGUCAGCCGUCUGAUUGAAAUCCUGCCAGAGAACCACGCCCAGUACAGCCUGGCUCUGCACCUCCUGGAGGCUGUGGAGGCCCUGACCACCGAGGACUGAGAGGAAAGGAAGGAAGUGGCGCUGGAGGCUGAGGCAAAACCACUUCCCCAAUCAGGAUUGUGUUUCUCAUAUCAAGUAAAUGGGACAUGGUCGAGCAAGUCAGAAACAUUAAGUCUCCCUAUUUUUGUCAUUAUUUUGUAAAAGGUUUGUUUGUUCUUCAGAUCAUAUUUGUGUGUUAAAUGUGUCCUCACAGCUUUAACAUAGAUGGCAGUAAUACAUCUAGUACCAGCCACAAGCUUGGACACACAUUCCAUGGUUUUUCAUUGUUCAGUUUUUAUAUUUUAGAUGAAUACUGAAGAUAUCAACAGGUAAAUGACACAUGCUGUUUCAUAAUUGUUAUCUUCAGGAUUAAUCAAAAAUGUAGAGAAGAAAAAAAUCUGGCUGGUACUGAGCGGAUAUAUAGGAUUUUAACAAUUUUAACCCCUCAUAUUUUUGCGCAUGUAUCAUAAGUUUGUUGAAGAGUAUUGCUCUGUGGAUAUGUUCAUGAGAUGGUUAUUAAGGAAUGACUUUUUCUCCGUCACUCGUCAUUUCUGCUCAGUCAGGUUUCCCACUGGUUUACUUUAAAAUGAGCUGUCCUGAGUGCCAUAUGAGAGCUCUGUUUGACAUUUCUCUUUUCUCUUCCCUGCUUGUGUAAAAGACUGAUGUAUCAUAAGAAAUAUGGACCUUAUUUUUUAUUUAUAUAUGCAGACAGUUCUGAACUAGCUGUGCCUGUACACCUCCAGUUCUGUAGUCCUACACACAGCUGCUCACAUGGGGCUAAUCCAAUGCAGAAUAAAGGGGUUUCUCAAAAGCUUA